AUGAUUUCAUUUAUUGCAUUGCUUCAUGCUUUAUUCGGUGCUUGGAGAUUUGUAGCUUUCAAGUUUUCAACUCUUCAACGUCAUUGGAAUUCCCAAAUGACUUUCAACAUCUUUGAAGUAUUUAAUCAACUAGUUUCAAAUAAUGUUAGCAUUUCACUUAAACUUUGUGUGCUUUUAUAUUUGUUCUUGAUUCAACAAAUUUAUUCUCAAUGUGGACAGCAAAAGAUUUUAGUGAGCAGAAUCUUUGGUGGAGAUUCGACACAACCAGGAGAAUAUCCAUGGCUUGUGGCUUUUUAUGAGCGACGUUCUAACACAUUUUUUUGUGCUGGAAGUUUGAUAAGUCAGAAACAUAUUUUAUCGGCGGCUCAUUGCUUUCAAAACAAAAGAGAAAUCAACAAACUGCCACCAGAAUUUGUUGAAGCUCAUCUUGGAAAAUUUAAUUUAAGUGUUCAAAAUGAAUCAAAUUCCAAGAAAUAUUUAAUUUGGGAAUUGAUUUUUAACUUCAAAUAUUUAAUUUGGGAAUUGAUUUUACAUCCUGAUUGGGAUUUUAAUCAUGAGAAAUUUGAUGCUGAUCUGUCAAUCGCCGUGACUAAGCAAUCAAUACAAUUUAGCAAUUACAUCCGCCCAGUGUGCUUGCCGUCUUUAAGUUAUGAUGAAAUUAAUGGAAUUGGAAGUGUCGUUGGGUGGGGAAAAAGUUCUGAGUAUGAAUUACACGCGAUAGUUCCUUCAAAAUUAAAUCUUCCUGCAAUUAACGCUUCACAUUGUUACACGAAAUUCCCUGAGUUGGCAGCGUUCUCUUCAAAUCGGGCAUUUUGUGGUGGUUUUGAAAAUGAAGGGAGAAGUCCAUGUUUAGGUGACAGUGGCGGUGGAUUUUACUUCGAUGUGAAUGACAUUUGGAUCAUUCGUGGAGUUAUUUCAGCAUCUUCAUUUGAUUCGAUAACAGGUUGUGAUAUUAAUAAGUUCUCAAUUUAUACAAACAUUCCUCGAUUUGUUGAUUGGAUAACCACAACUAUGAGUGACACGAAAGAAAUUAAAUGGAUUGAUUGGAUGUUCACGUGUGAAAAUAAAUUUGCUACGGAUAUUCCAAAUGAUGUCAUCUGUGAACCAGUGAAUUGUCAAGAGGCAACAGUUCGUAGUGUUAAAAUGAGAAUUGAAGAACUAUUUGACAAAAGCAUCAUCACGAAUCUUACAAUUUUGACGGGAAGAACAUCGUCUUACAUUCCUACCAACAUUGGCAAACUCUUUCAUAAAUUAAAAACACUAAAAAUUGAACUUGGAGAUGAUAUCAAAAUAUUGGAAAGAGAAACUUUUAAAGAUUUGGAAAAUUUAGAGAACUUGGACAUUCGAAUGUCAUCUGUUAAUAAUAUUUUCAUUGCAGAUGAUCUUCUCCACGAUUUACAUAAUCUCAAAGAAUUAACAAUGGCCACUAAACUUUAUUUAAUUCCUAUGAAUUUUCUGAAACAAGCGAGAAACUUACGGACAUUGAAGUUUUAUCCAAAGUUACAAUGGGAACAUGAACAUAUUCCUGCUGUCAACUUUUUUUCAAACAUCAGUUCUAUUGAAGAAUUCAAUUUGAAAAAACUUCAAUUCCGUGCUGUAGAUGUUGAUUGGUCGGAAAAUUCGUUGCAAGAUUUAAGAAAUUCAAGAGAAUUUUCAUACCAGUCAUACCGGGGUGGGAACAUGACAAAGCUUUUCAAAAAAUUUUUCAAAAACAAUUUAAAUUUGGAAGAUAUUCGAUUUCGGAGAACUCCCUUUGAAGAAAUUGACUUGGAUUUCACAACACUUCCGAAACUUAAAAGAAUUGAUUUAGAAUAUUGUGGUUGCGUAUCCGAUUACACAAAUUACAUUAAAGACGAAACAUCAAUGACGAUACAAGAAUUUCAAGAUCACAUUGAUGAAAGCUGUAAGAAGUGA
Molecule: messenger RNA, 1914 nt
Organism: Clunio marinus
Lineage: Eukaryota; Metazoa; Arthropoda; Insecta; Diptera; Chironomidae
Source: the annotation of a GenBank genome assembly